UUUUCUGAUGUUGACUGUUGAGAAAGAAAUAUGAUCAAUGUACAGUUUAUGCAGCUGUACUUGGUUAUGAACAUCAGAUAUUGGCUGGUUAUGAACGUUUGUAAAUUUUGUCAUCAUGACAGGGAUCAUGCUGGUGGAAAUGAAAAGAUAAAGCAAUUGGUGCCUGGAAUCAAGGUCUAUGGUAGCUUAAUUGAUAACGUCAUAGGUUGCACUGAUAAGGUUGAAAAUGGGGAUAAGGAGUCCCUUGGGGCUGAUAUUUAUAUAUUGUGUCUUCACACACCUUGCCACACCAAAGGUCACAUAAGCUAUUAUGUUACUGGCAAAGAGGAGGAGCAGCCUGCUGUUUUUACUGGAGACACACUGUUUAUUGCUGAUUGUGGGAAAUUUUUCAAAGGAACUGCAGAGCAGAUGUAUCAGUCACUAUGUGUAACAUUAGGUUCAUUACCAAAGCCAACACGAGUUUACUGUGGCCAUGGGUAUGCAGUGAGGAACUUGUAAUUUGCUCUGACAAUUGAGCCACAUAAUUUGAGGAUACAACAGAAAUUAACAUAGGCUAAGAAUCAGCAGCAAGCUGGUCAACUUACAAUUUCCUCCACCAUUGAGGAAGAAAUGGAAACCAACCCAUUUAAGAGGGUUGACCAACCCGACAUUCAGGAGAAGGUAGGGUGCAAGUCUCCCGUUGAAGCUUUAAGAGAGUUACGGAAGCUGAAAGACAACUGGAAGGGGUAGUGGAAUUAACUGAUUACUGCAUACUCCAUGUGAAGGUGUUUUUAUAUGCAUCUUGUUACUGUUGCUGAAACUGAUCGAAAAGAAAGAUAUGAGAUAAUUGUCUUGUCAUGUUAGGGGAGCGGAUUGUGAUUAAAAUUUCCAAUUCCUCGUAUUGUCAUCUAGACACGUAUGUUACGUUGGUUAGUCUAAUACUAAGAUGUUCCAUUUCAUUCAUGUCAUA
Molecule: messenger RNA, 949 nt
Organism: Glycine soja
Lineage: Eukaryota; Viridiplantae; Streptophyta; Magnoliopsida; Fabales; Fabaceae
Product: hydroxyacylglutathione hydrolase cytoplasmic-like
Exons: 5
Coding region: 31-498 (155 amino acids)
Molecular function (GO): hydroxyacylglutathione hydrolase activity
Source: RefSeq, a predicted model, not a curated record